CGGAAUUAACUAUUCAACUUAGUGUGCGCCGAAGAGCCACAAAUUCCUGUUUUUGCUUGGCUACUAUUAAGCAAAACUUUGAAAAUGUCAAAUCUGUUCAAUCAACAGUUUGAUCCUUCAGAUGAAACAGAAGAAGAAUUUGGGGGCAAGUUGACUAAAAACAAAGUACACAUUCGAAUCCAACAAAGAAAUGGUCGAAAAACUAUAACAACUUUACAAGGUAUUGAUGAAAAGUACGAACAAAAAAAACUCGCGAAAGCUUUUAAGAAGGAAUUUAAUUGUAACGGAACUGUUGUUGAGGAUGAACAAUAUGGAGAGGUUAUUCAAUUGUCAGGAGACCAGAGAAAUAACAUUCAGCAAUUUUUGAUCGACGUUGGAAUUUGUAAAAAAGAUGGAAUUGUUGUCCAUGGUUUCUAAAUUUAAUGUUUUCCCAAAAUUUCUUCAAUAAUUUCUUUGACUGCCGAAAUAUAAAGAAUUUAAAAUAUAUAUGAACUGUAUGUAGUAUAGUAAUGUAUAUGAACUAGUUGUUUAUAUGGUAAAUGUCUUUGUAUUUUAAAAGUUUUCAAUGUUGAAGAAUACAAUUUUGUAAACAAAAAAUCAGUUGUAGUGUAAUUGGUUUUGAAUCAGUAAAAAACUGAAAAUUAA
Molecule: messenger RNA, 645 nt
Organism: Hydra vulgaris (swiftwater hydra)
Lineage: Eukaryota; Metazoa; Cnidaria; Hydrozoa; Anthoathecata; Hydridae
Product: eukaryotic translation initiation factor 1b
Biological process (GO): translational initiation
Cellular component (GO): eukaryotic 43S preinitiation complex
Molecular function (GO): translation initiation factor activity; ribosomal small subunit binding; RNA binding
Source: RefSeq, a predicted model, not a curated record